AUGAAUUACGGUCAGCAACGACUCGUCAGUGAAAGCUGCAUGGAUUUCUUCUUGAUCGAGAUGGUCGACACGAUUUGCCGAACCGCGACGACGGAAGCCGACACUGACAGUGAUGCUAUUUUCUACAAGCUGGAAACAUUGGGAUAUACCGUAGGACAGCGACUCGUAGAAAGAUUUACAAAAGAUCGGCCUCGGUUUGUAGAUACCCUCGACGUCGUGAAAUUCAUAUGCAAAGAUUUAUGGACCAUUAUGUUCAAGAAACAAAUUGAUAACCUGAAAACCAACCAUCGCGGUGUGUAUGUGCUUCAAGAUAACAAUUUCCGAUGGUUCAUGCGCAUGUCCACCGACAUUGGUGGCGCCGACUCGGCCAAAAAAGCAACACCCUAUAUCUGGUUUCCUUGCGGUGUCAUCCGAGGCGCUUUGGCGAAUCUUGGGGUUCCCAGUGUCGUGGUGGCAGAAACUUCCAAUUUACCUCAGUGUACUUUUCAAAUCACUAUUGCCAAAUAA
This is a messenger RNA of Radiomyces spectabilis, 507 nucleotides long. Its product is annotated as transport protein particle component. The transcript has 5 exons. The coding region runs from base 1 to 507 and encodes 168 amino acids. The record is from RefSeq and is a predicted model, not a curated record. NCBI's taxonomy places the organism in Eukaryota, Fungi, Mucoromycota, Mucoromycetes, Mucorales, Radiomycetaceae. Gene Ontology annotation, cellular component: trans-Golgi network; cis-Golgi network; TRAPP complex. Gene Ontology annotation, biological process: regulation of GTPase activity; endoplasmic reticulum to Golgi vesicle-mediated transport.